This is a messenger RNA of Phodopus roborovskii (desert hamster), 1004 nucleotides long. RefSeq names its product DNA-directed RNA polymerase III subunit RPC10. NCBI's taxonomy places the organism in Eukaryota, Metazoa, Chordata, Mammalia, Rodentia, Cricetidae. Bases 21 to 347 code for a protein of 108 amino acids. The transcript has 3 exons. Gene Ontology annotation, molecular function: zinc ion binding; nucleic acid binding; DNA-directed RNA polymerase activity. Gene Ontology annotation, biological process: DNA-templated transcription; termination of RNA polymerase III transcription. Gene Ontology annotation, cellular component: RNA polymerase III complex. The record is from RefSeq and is a predicted model, not a curated record.
ACGCGGUUGAAGCUGCGGCAAUGCUGCUGUUCUGUCCGAGCUGCGGAAACGGACUAAUUGUGGAGGAGGGACAGCGUUGCCAUCGCUUCGCCUGCAACACUUGCCCCUAUGUGCAUAAUAUCACACGCAAGGUAACAAACAGAAAGUAUCCAAAGCUGAAAGAAGUGGAUGAUGUGCUUGGUGGAGCAGCUGCCUGGGAGAAUGUAGACUCCACUGCAGAACCAUGUCCAAAAUGUGAACAUCCCCGUGCCUACUUCAUGCAGCUUCAGACCCGUUCUGCAGAUGAGCCAAUGACCACCUUCUACAAGUGCUGCAAUGCUCAGUGUGGACAUCGAUGGAGAGACUAAGGGCAGGACUUACCCAGCUUGCAAGCAUAAAUUUUGUGUGUUGAAGGUCUUUGCUGUAUGAUAGGAAGCUAACUCUGUGGUGGAGGACCAGGGUGAAACAGGCCAUCUGUAAGUCAGCAGAUAAAAGUCCUUAAUGUACAGGGACCUCAGGUCCUUGGGAAAUACACAUGAAGAUAUUCACUUGGCUUCAGGUCCUGUUCAUUCUUCCUUUGUGUUUAGUAGGUAGGUGAUAGUUCCUUACUGUCAUUAGUCCUAGAAACUUGAACCUCCUAUUCUUCCUGCUUCUGUCUCAAAAAUGUUAGGAUGAUAGGCAUUUGAACCAUCUUCAUUUUAUACAUUGCAGGGGAUUGAAAUCUGAGCCUCAGGCAUUACUAGACAAGUACUCUGCCAAGUGAGCUAUAUCUCUAGCCAUUUAAUUUUUAAAAUUCUAUUUUUUCUCUCUAGAGAAAUUAUAAAAAUACCCAUAAAAUUUUUGAAAAGCACUUUAAAAUUCAGGAGACUGACAUGAUAUAUCUUAUGAUUAACAACUAAACAAACUGUUUUAUGAUUUGGAUUGUCUGCAUGAUGUUGAUAGGGAUUUAAAAGUAACCAAAAAUAUUUUAUAUUUCCAUCUAGGGGGAAUGAUCCACAAUAAAGCCUGUGCCUACCAUGUUCAAA